ACGGGAAGCUCCUCCUCCACCUCAGCCUCCGAACAUGAUGGUGGGCCCUACCUCAUACCCCAUGACCACCACCACCGCCGCCACCAACAGUUCCAACAAUUCAUCUAUGAUGAUCAGCCCCAACCCCGGCGGCGGUGGGCCGACGAUGAUCCCUCAACCCUCCAGUGCCAACCGAUUCCCCUUCAGCUCGUCGAAGCCGUUGGAUUCCCUCAACAACAACGCCGGUCCGUACGACGGAUCGUCCGGGUUCAGCAUUGACGCAUCGUCGGCGUCGGCGGGGAAGAAGAAGAGGGGCCGGCCGAGGAAGUACUCGCCGGACGGCAACAUUGCGCUGGGCCUGGCGCCCACACCCAUUUCCGCUUCUUCCGCGGCCAAUCACGGGGAACCCGCUAGUGCCAGCGCUGGCAGCGGCCCUGCAUCUAUGUCCGAGCCUACCCUGAAGAAGCACCGCGGCCGUCCUCCCGGUUCCGGGAAGAAACAGUUGGAUGCUUUGGGAGCGGGUGGGGUGGGAUUUACUCCGCAUGUUAUUAUGGUGAAAGCUGGCGAGGAUAUAGCAACGAAGAUUAUGGCCUUUUCACAGCAGGGGCCACGUACUGUUUGUAUUCUCUCUGCAAAUGGUGCCAUCUGCAAUGUUACCCUUCGUCAACCAGCAAUGUCUGGUGGUACUGUGACAUAUGAGGGUCGAUUUGAGAUAAUCUCUCUAUCAGGUUCCUUUUUGCUUUCUGAAAACAAUGGCAAUCGCAGCAGAACAGGCGGUUUGAGUGUGUCCUUGGCAGGGUCAGAUGGUCGAGUUUUAGGUGGGGGUGUUGCAGGAAUGCUAAUGGCAGCAUCGCCAGUUCAGGUCAUUGUGGGUAGCUUUAUUGCGGAUGGAAAAAAACCAAACUCGAAUAACUUGAAAUCUGGGCCGUCUGCAGCACCGGUACCCCAAAUGUUAAACUUUGGUGCACCUCUUACGGUUGGAAGCCCUCCCUCUCAAGGGGCCUCAAGUGAGUCAUCAGAUGAUGAUGGUGGUAGCCCUAUUAACAGAGGCCCUGGAUACUUCAGUAAUACUAGUCAGCCCAUACAUAAUAUGCAGAUGUAUCAUCAUAUGUGGGCUGGCCAAGCUCAGCAGUGAAGAUGCUACCUGUUUAACGGUUUAGCUUGCUUGGUUAUUGACUUGGAUACCUUCUGCAUAGUGGAUAGAGGUGAAGUCCAAAAGCUAACAGAAUGCUCCAUUUUGAGGCAGCGAUGGAGAGAGGUCUAUUUCUAGUUCUCUUGCUCUCGGGUAACUUUGUUCUUUUAAGUUAGUCCCUUUUUUCUUCUUCCACAAGAUUGAAAGAUAGCUAUUGUUGAUAGCUGAGGAAAUGCCACUUGAUUUUUAGGAUGUUGGUCAGAUCAAAUUGCUUUCUAAGUAUUUUGAUUUGCAUCUAUUGUUUCCUGUUAGCGGUUUAUGGACUUUGAUUUGCAGACUUGUUAUAGAGUAAGAGAUUUAUAGCAGUUCAUUAGGAGUUUAGUGCCGAAUCUAUUCCUAGUAAUUUCACCAUGUUUGGGUUGUAUCUCUACAUUUUCUGGAGCUUCAGUUUAUAGAACAUUCCACUCCCUCAUAUUAUUGAUGAUGGUUUUGGGUGAUUCUGAUUAUAAAUAUAUAUUCAAAAUAUCUUUGGUGAUCGCUACCGUUUGAGUAGUGUGAUCCAAUGGUCAGUGGUAGGUGGCCAACGGGCAUUGAGGUUGAUCAACCAUGAGGUGUGUUUUUCUUUUUCUUUCGUCAAUUCUUUUAUCUGAGGGCAUAAUUGAAUUUUCAUACUCUUUUCUAUUAGCUAUUUGGCAAAAUGUUAAUGAUGGCAUGAUUGUACUUU
Corylus avellana is the source of this 1835-nucleotide messenger RNA. Its product is annotated as AT hook motif DNA-binding family protein. The record is from RefSeq and is a predicted model, not a curated record. Gene Ontology annotation, molecular function: minor groove of adenine-thymine-rich DNA binding. Lineage: Eukaryota; Viridiplantae; Streptophyta; Magnoliopsida; Fagales; Betulaceae.